UGACGAGUUCGUUCUGCACCGGAAGUCCAUGCACUGCGGAUGUGGUGCCUACUAACUGCGGCUUCCCUCGCUUUCGGUUCUUUCUCCUGCUGGGUAUUUGCGUCUCACCAUGGCGCCCAAGGGCAAAGUGGGCACGAGAGGGAAAAAGCAGAUAUUUGAAGAGAACAGAGAGACGCUGAAGUUCUACCUGCGCAUCAUCCUGGGGGCUAAUGCCAUUUACUGCCUUGUGACCUUGGUCUUCUUUUACUCAUCUGCCUCAUUUUGGGCCUGGAUGGCCCUGGGCUUUAGUCUGGCAGUAUAUGGGGCUAGCUACCACUCUAUGAGCUCGAUGGCACGGGCAGCCUUCUCUGAGGAUGGGGCCUUGAUGGAUGGUGGCAUGGACCUCAACAUGGAACAGGGCAUGGCAGAGCACCUUAAGGAUGUGAUCCUGCUGACAGCCAUCGUGCAGGUGCUCAGCUGCUUCUCCCUCUACAUCUGGUCCUUCUGGCUUCUGGCUCCAGGCCGGGCCCUUUACCUCCUGUGGGUGAAUGUGCUAGGCCCCUGGUUCACGGCAGACAGUGCUGCCCCAGCACCAGAGCACAAUGAGAAACGGCAGCGCCGACAGGAGCGGCGGCAGAUGAAGCGCUUGUAACCGUUGACAUGGCCACAGGCUGUUAGCCCUGGGUGGCCCUUAGCGGGCUGCCUGGCCCUCACGCCUGGAGCUAUGAGGGGCCUGGUCCAGGGGUCAAAGCAGUCUGGAGUGUAGGAUUGCUGAAUAAAUGGCUUAGGCUGUGA
Lepus europaeus (European hare) is the source of this 774-nucleotide messenger RNA. RefSeq names its product transmembrane protein 208 (gene TMEM208). The record is from RefSeq and is a predicted model, not a curated record. Gene Ontology annotation, cellular component: intracellular membrane-bounded organelle. Gene Ontology annotation, biological process: vacuolar protein processing. Lineage: Eukaryota; Metazoa; Chordata; Mammalia; Lagomorpha; Leporidae. The transcript is spliced from 6 exons. The coding region runs from base 110 to 631 and encodes 173 amino acids.